AUGGAUGUUUCCCAAAUAGCCCAGGGUGAGGUAAAACUGAAGUACCAUGCGGACAAACCUCUCGCUCUACUGAGCGGAUUAAAUUCGUUCUACUACUAUUUGACAUUGAGAUAUAGAAACAAGAGUGCCUUGGAUAGGAUAAGCGCCAACGUCAAUGUGUCCUUUGCUUUUACUCAUCAUUACAAGAUCGUCGGCUGCGAUAGGGGGACACCAAGUCUGUUUGACGGAGAAAAGAACAAGCAGUAUUGUGCUAUUAAGCCGAUGGGAAACGGUAUAGGGAAUGUAUACGAAUGCGUAUAUGAUGGUGUGCGAGACGGUAGGCAGACUGGUAUCCACUGCGAACCAGACGAGGAGUUGCUACCGGGCAACUGCGACUCCGCAGGAUACGAUCUCUAUUCCAAUAGAAUAAUGCCAUUCCCCGGAUUCAUUAGAAGUGUGACGCCAUACCCCAUUCUGGGAUUUAAGGUUUUGGGCUUUGAAAUUCGGCACAACCCUGCAAGUUAUGCUUGCAUCUGUGUCAAUGAACGUGGUUACGAAACCUCAAGGAUUAUCGUUAAGUAUAACCCCAACAAAAAUUAUGAUUACACAGUGCGACGCGAAAACGAUCGGCUCACGUCACUCCCGCACAUAUUGCUGCCUUGGAGUGAGGCCGGGCUAUUAGGUAAAGGAACCCGGUCAACAAUGUCGCUUGCGCUACACCAUGAACCACAGCAAGCCAUUAAGAUACAAGUGGGCACAACGUUGUCCUUAUAUCGUGGUUUGAGCCCCAACGCAUUGCUUGCGAAUCGAUUAAGUAAAAGCAUCACCAAUGUAGAAGAUACACCACACACAACUUGGUUGCCCGCGGAUCCUCAAGAAUUCUAUUUUACCCUCCACCCUACAACAAAUGAACGAGACGUUAUGCGAAAGAGAUACGACGACGUGAUUACCGGCACUACGGGCGGUUUUCGCGUCGCUUACAACGACGAAGUCGCAUCCGGCCGAGUGUCGCCAAGUACGUCGUUAAGUACCGUGUGA
Messenger RNA from Babesia ovata, 1017 nucleotides. RefSeq lists its product as uncharacterized. The coding region runs from base 1 to 1017 and encodes 338 amino acids. Lineage: Eukaryota; Apicomplexa; Aconoidasida; Piroplasmida; Babesiidae. The record is from RefSeq and is a predicted model, not a curated record. The transcript has a single exon.